Molecule: messenger RNA, 2330 nt
Organism: Sardina pilchardus (European sardine)
Lineage: Eukaryota; Metazoa; Chordata; Actinopteri; Clupeiformes; Clupeidae
Exons: 4
Coding region: 399-977 (192 amino acids)
Source: RefSeq, a predicted model, not a curated record
AAUCCACGAGUUAAUUCUAUUUUUUAAAACUACUGUCAUCCCCUCGAUGUUUCCUCAAGAAUUGACUGAUGUUGUCAUGUAGAUAAACGUAGUUUCACGUCUUAUCCGACAGAAACAACAGAUCAGUAGAUCUCCGUGAGCUGAACAGUGUUCGUGGAGUGGUAGACUUGUUUGAGGUAGGCUCAUUUAGGGUAGGCUACGUUGCAAACAAUAACAGUGGUCGAAUUGUGAAGUUAUAGCUACUUUAAUAUGCGGAAGUGAUCGAUGGAAAUAAGUCAUGGCUAAUUAUUGAAAUAACAGCUUUGUUGUUUUCGAGUGUUCAUUUAUAACGAGAGAAAAAGCAACCUUUUGUUUUGGCUGUAGAAAGCUUUGGAUGGGAUCAUCUUUGCGUUGGGAACAUGGAUCUCGGACAUCCGGUUAGUUCUGGCUGUAACGUUACCGAAACACAGCAGGUUGACCAAACGAGAGUAAUUAUUAAAGAAGAAGACAUACAAGAGGAGGAAUAUGAUCAAGAAGAUGAAGAACAGCCCUUUGCAGAGCUUCACUGUAGAACUGAAACAGAUGUCACAGAGUCCAACGCUAGUGACAAUGAAGCACAACAGACAACAGCGGAGAUUGAGGUGAAGAUUGAAGAAGACGAUGAGCCUGAUAACUCUAAUUUGGUGGAAAAUAUGGCCGAGUCCACCAUUCGACCAAAGAGAAGACGUUCGGAUGAACACAUGGCCAAGAAGAGGGUGCAGGAGAAGGAACGGGGCAAGUCCCGAGUUUACAUCGGUGAAGCCAUGCAAAGGUGGCGCGAACUCCGACAGCAGAAGGGCUUCCAAUCUGACGCACAGCUGGCUCUGUUUCUACUGGAUAGCUACGAGGAGUACCUCCACGCCAUUCGUGGCUGGGACCAGGGGACCUUCCCCACCACAACCAUUGGCCUGGACGGAAGGCCAAUGGAAGGGGUGCUCCAUUCCUCUGCAAUGAUGUAGAGACAUCUGCGACCCAUUUCUGGCACCGUUGCAAGACCACGGAGAACUACAAUAAACAAUUCUUUGUAUUUAUUUGUGACAAUUUGGCAUGUAGCUUUUACAGUACCGUAUCCAAAAACUACGGGGGGGAUUGUGCGACAGGGUUCCGAUCGCCCUGUCGGAAAUUAUUUUCCGAUAAUGACCAGAGGAGGACAACACAUCAUCCCUUAAGAACGGCGUCCAACGGACACGUACGCGGUGCGACGUGACAAGAAAAAAAAAAAAACAGAACUCCAUUGUUUUUAACGGAGCAAAGCCCACUAGAAAAGUCUGCCGUUUUCAGAGUUAGAAAACUGUUCUAAAAUCCUGCGUGUCCAGCCCACACUGCUGAACACUGGGUCCAGUGGGCGAUGGCCUUUACAUACCAGCUCAUCAGUAAAAAGGCAGUCCUGGGUUUGAAUUGACCACAACCACUAAGGAUGUGGUUAUUGCUUUCACGUUGAUGUUAUAACAAUCCUGAGUCGUGGAAUUGUAGGGCCUACAAUCCCAUUUUUUUCCAAACCUGGAGAAAUCAGGGAAUUCAAUAAAUUCAUUGAAAAGUUGAAAAGUCAUGUUAUUUUAUUUUCAUAUCUCGGGCGUAGCCUGAUUCCUCUUGUCUUAAUUUGAUAACAUUGAUAAGACCUCUUAAAAGAAGUCAAACUCUAAUUAGAAAGGACUAGGUGUUUCUUUCUAUACUAAAAACAAUAGGGGGAUUAGACUUGAUGUAGUCAUCUUAAGAUGAGUGCAAAGGUGAUUAUUUCAAUAUGUUUUCAAUGCAACAAUUUGUGACAUUUCGGAAUCUAUCAAAGCAACAUGUGUGUUUGUCAAAUGCACAUAUCUGACACAUAUCUAUUUGCUUUUGCAUGUUUUCAACAUUGGAAACACACUCAACCUCUUGUUGCAUGUGAUGUUUUUCCAUUGAUGGUAUUCACCAGGUGGCAUUACACCACAGACAUGUAGGAUACAAUGAUACGCUUCCAAGUUACUCGUUUAUGACAUACAUUUUGUGAUAUGCAUUAUGCAGUGCAAUGCAGAUAACAGUUGGUAGUCAUUCUACAGAUUCGGUGCCAUAUGUUAUUGAGUAAGAUGAUGAACAUUAAAAUGUUUUCAGAGCUUUUUUUUUAUUGAUAUGACAAAGUGUCAUCAAAUGUAUGCAGGCUACUUGAUAGAAAACACAUUUACCCAUCUUAACGUAGAGUAUUACGUUUUUGUUCUGCAUUAUUUUCUCAAACAAGUCCCAAUUUAAUUCAACCCCAUCACAGUCAUUUUGUUAUUUUUUCCAAUAAGUUUGAGAUCAGCUUCUUGAGAUAUGCGUCUUCCUGUAAUAAUCGAAGU